ACGCUACAACAAUCUGGUCUCGCUCAAACAACGACGGCGGCACCGUGAAGUUGAGCAAGUGGCAGUAACUGGUGAGUUUGACGGACUCAGAGUCUCUGCUUCAUCGGCGGUCAAGCUAAGAUAGGGCAUCACAAUACGUGGAUGGAGUGGUGCUGACAAACUGUUUUUAAACCCCUGGGGGCCUCAGCUAGCUGAGCAUCCAACUCAAAGUUCACACUUCAAACACUCACUGCCAUCUGCUAAGCAAAACGAAGCAGAACAUGGCUGCCGGCUGGGCAGAGGUGACAGUUAAGUGCCUCGUGCAUUACUUCAAGCAACCGGCAAAAGCGAAACUCGCCGUGAUUAUAGUAGUGCCAUUUCUCCUGCUGUGUUAUGGACUUGGCAACGUCCAUAGCUCGAUAGUUCAUGAGAACAGAGAAGAUCUUCGCGGCCUGCUUGACUUCAAGCAUGGUAUCACCAGCGAUCCAUAUGAUGCCUUGCGCAACUGGAAUACAAGCACCCACUUCUGUCAUUGGAAUGGAGUGAACUGCACCUUAACUCGACCAUGGCGUGUCACGGUGCUCAAUCUCACCAGGCAAAAAUUGGUUGGCCAAAUCUCCCCGUCUCUUGUAAACUUAACCUUUCUUAACAUGCUUGUUCUAUCCCACAACCUUUUGCAUGGAAUCAUACCCGAUUCACUUACAAACUGUUCCAAUUUGAACUAUUUAUUCCUAUCUUACAACAACCUUAUGGGUGCGAUUCCCACUAGCAUAGGCUUUCUUUCAAAAUUAAUCUCCUUGCAGAUUCACAGAAAUAAUCUCGUUGGUCUUAUCCCGCCUGCGAUAGGAAACAUUAGCACUUUAAAAUCACUUGACCUUGGAGAAAAUCAAUUGAACGGGCCAAUUCCCGACAAGCUUUGGCAGCUACGGAACAUGAAGUACUUUUACCUAAAUGAAAAUAGUCUAUCAGGUGAAAUCCCACAGACUGUCUCUAAUAUAUCUUCUCUCCUGGAUUUAUCCUUGUCUACCAAUAUGCUGGAGGGCACAUUGCCAUCUAACAUUGGUGAUGCCUUCCCUAAUCUCCAAAAUCUGUUCUUGGGAAUCAACACUUUCCAGGGUCAAAUUCCAGCUUCCAUUGGUAAUGCUUCAGGUCUAGGAAGAAUAGAUCUAUCAUCUAAUGGUUUCAGUGGCCAAAUCCCAAGCUCUUUUGGAAGGAUCGGAGCGCUGUAUUAUCUGAACCUUGAAUCAAAUAAGCUUGAAGCCGCGAGUGAUGGUGAAGGCUGGGAAUUCUUCCAUGCGCUCGCAAAUUGUACUAGUCUACAGGUUAUUUCAGUAUCCAACAAUCAGCUAGAGGGAGUCAUACCAAAUUCGAUAGGUAACCUACCCACCAACCUUACGUAUCUAGGAAUGAGUGGAAACAAGCUAUCAGGAGUUGUCCCCCCAAGCAUAGGAAAAUUUCAGAACUUAGUUUAUCUCUUACUAGAUGGCAACAGCCUUACCGGUACAAUUGAAGAAUGGAUUGGCAAACUGACAAAGCUACAAACUUUAGGCCUCCAUGGGAAUAACUUUAUCGGGACAAUUCCACCUUCCAUUAGCAAAGUUACGCAGCUGUCAUACUUCUCUCUUGCAGAAAAUAACUUCAACGGUUUCAUACCUCCUGGCUUGGGGAACCUUCAACGUAUGUCAAUAUUGAACCUUAGCUAUAACAAUUUCGAAGGGAGCAUACCUGUUGAGUUGGGUAAUCUUAUAGCACUCACCAAACUAGAUCUUUCAUCGAACAAGCUUAGUGGGGAAAUUCCUUAAACUUUGGGCAAAUUUGCACAAAUAAAGACCAUUCGAAUUGAUCAAAAUUUUCUUACAGGAAACAUUCCGAAAAGCUUCGGCAAUCUAAAGAGCUUGAGCAUACUUAAUCUUUCCCAUAACGAUUUGUCGGGCCCCAUGCCAGGCUUCUUAAGUGAUUUAGACCUUCUAACUAAACUGGACCUAUCUUACAACAAUUUACAAGGACAAAUACCAACAUAUGGUGUAUUUGGUAAUGCUACAAUUGUUUCACUCGAUGGCAAUCCGAGACUGUGUGGUGGAGCCACGGAUUUGCAUAAGCCUCCAUGCCAUGUUAGAUCUACAAGAGCAAGGACAGUAAACUAUUUGAUCAAAAUACUGAUCCCAAUAUUUGGGUUCCUGUCACUCCUGUUACUUGUCUAUUUUCUACUCGUUGACAAGAGGAUUUCAAGAAGAGCACAUCUAUCGCAGCUUUCCUUUGGUGAGCAUUUUGAGAAAGUUACGUUCCAGGACCUCGCACAAGCCACAAAGGACUUCUCGGAAGUCAAUCUCAUUGGGAAAGGAAGCUACGGUUCCGUGUACAGAGGCAAAUUGAAGGAAAGCAAAGCAGAGGUGGCUGUGAAGGUUUUCGACCUUCAGAUGCCAGGAGCGGAGAGAAGCUUCCUGUCAGAGUGUGAAGCACUGAGAAGCAUUCAGCAUCGGAAUCUUCUCCCCAUCUUAACUGCCUGUUCAACCGUAGAUAACUCGGGCAAUGUUUUCAAGGCUUUAAUUUAUGAGCUGAUGCCUAAUGGGAACCUGGAUUCAUGGCUGCACGACAAAGGGGACAAGGGAGGUACUAAACGUCUAAGCCUAACUCAAACAAUAAGCAUAGUUGUCAACGUGGCAGAUGCAUUGGAUUAUUUACACCACGACUGCGGAAGGCCCACUGUCCAUUGUGACUUGAAGCCGAGCAAUAUCCUUCUAGAUGAUGAUAUGAAUGCUCUCUUGGGAGAUUUCGGCAUUGCACGUCUCUACGUUGAUCCUCAGUCAACACGGGCAGCUUCGACAAGUUCGAUUGGCCUGAAGGGGACAAUUGGAUAUAUUCCUCCAGAGUACGGGGGAGGUGGCCAAGCUUCAACGUCCGGGGAUGUUUAUAGUUUCGGCAUAGUGUUGUUGGAGAUUUUCACAGGAAAAAGGCCGACAGAUCCUACGUUCACGGACGGGCUAGACAUCAUCAGCUUCGUGGAGAACAGCUUUCCGGACCAGAUAUUUCACGUUGUUGAUGCCCAUAUCGUGGAAGAAUGCAAAAAACUUUCCCAAGAAAAGAAAGUACCAGAAAAUGAGGUCUACCGGUGCUUGUUGGCUAUUCUGCAAGUAGCACUUUCUUGCACGCGUUCAUUACCAUCUGAACGGUCCGAUAUGAAGCAGGUAGCCAGCAAAAUACAUGAAAUCCAGACGUCAUAUCGUGGAUGGAACUAUAAGGAGUAAGGGAAAGGGUGCUCAGUAUAGUGAAUUAGCGUUUUCAUUAUACUACUACAAUUAAAUCUGUGUUUUGUAUGAAUGUGUUUAACGCGACCAGUGAUAUAAAUAUACUGUACAUCUGAAGAAUGCUCGGUUACAAAUUUAUUCCGAAUGAA
Molecule: messenger RNA, 3373 nt
Organism: Panicum virgatum (switchgrass)
Lineage: Eukaryota; Viridiplantae; Streptophyta; Magnoliopsida; Poales; Poaceae
Product: receptor kinase-like protein Xa21
Exons: 3
Coding region: 1917-3224 (435 amino acids)
Biological process (GO): protein phosphorylation
Molecular function (GO): protein kinase activity; protein binding; ATP binding
Source: RefSeq, a predicted model, not a curated record